GCGUGCGUGUGAAAAGUGCAAAAUUCACAAUGAUUUCCACUUCCAAAGAAUAUAAAUCAAUUUCGCAAUUCUACACAAAUCGCAGUGUUCUCGUCACAGGAGCAAGUGGUUUUGUAGGAAAGGUUCUCGUGGAGAAACUGCUGCGAUCGUGUCCGGGAAUCAAGAACAUUUACCUGCUGAUCCGGCCAAAGCGCGGACAGGAAGUGAAGGCGCGUCUCAAUGAUUUGCUAGGCGCCCCCCUGUUCGACACUCUGCGCAGAGAGCGUCCGAGUGACCUCAACAAGGUGAUCCCCAUCCUCGGCGACAUCACGUCCGAGCAGCUGGGCAUCUCGGAGAAUGAUCAGGCGCUGCUCUGCCGCACUGUGUCGGUGGUGUUCCACUCCGCCGCGACGGUGAAGUUCACCGAGAAGCUAAAGCUGUCCGUGGCCAUCAAUAUGCUGGGCACGAAGCGGCUCGUGGAGCUGUGCCACCGGAUGAUGUCGCUGGACGCGCUGGUGCACGUCUCGACGGCGUACUGCAACUGUGACCGCGCCGAGGUGUCGGAAGUCAUCUACGCGCCGCCGUACAAUCCCAACGACAUCAUCUCGCUGGUCGAUUGGCUGCCCGAGGAGAUGCUGGACGCGCUCACGCCGUCGCUGAUCGGCCGGCGGCCCAACACGUACACCUUCACCAAAGCCCUGGCCGAGCACAUGCUGCUCAACGAGGCCGGCAACCUGCCCGUGGCCAUUGUCCGACCCUCCAUUGUUCUGGCCAGCUUCGAUGAGCCCCUGCCCGGAUGGCUGGAAAGCUUCAACGGUCCUACUGGUGCAAUAAUUACUGAAGGAAUUGGCUUGGCGAAAGUGCUACUAGUUGAUGGAUCUAAGAUUGCCGAUAUCGUGCCAGUGGAUAAAGUCGUCAACCUGAUGAUUGUGAGUGCCUGGAAAUUGGCAGAAUGUCAGAACAGAAGUCCUGCUAUCUACAAUUGCACGAGUGGCAGGCAAAACCCACUUACUUGGAGUCUUUUUACAGAGUAUUGUACAAAUUACCUGCGAAAAUAUCCUUUGGAAAACGUCUUUUGGUAUCCUUUCACCAUACUUGUUCACACGGAACCGCUCUUCACUAUUCUCUCGUUCCUGCUCCAGACUUUGCCCAUUUACUUCAUGGAUAUACUCUUCAGGAUAUUCACAGCAAGGAGAUUUAAGUUUGUAUAUACAUAUUUGAUCAAGGUUUGUCUUUGCUUUAAUGCCUCUUCUUUCAGAAUUUUCACAAUACUAAAGAAAUACAACAAAUUGCUUCGAAGUACAUCGUUUUUCGCCACUCGCCAGUGGACUUUUGCCGAUGACAAUGUGAGAAGUCUCUUGAAAAACUUGAGUCCUGAAGAUGAAAAGAUUUUCAAUUUUGAUAUGGCAAAUAUUUCCUGGGAAAAAUAUUUGGAAAGAUACGUUUUUGGCGUCAGAAAGUACUUGAUGAAGCAAGAUCCGCAGACUAUUGUCAAAACUAAAAAGAAACUUCAAAAAUUAUAUUUUAUCAAUUUCGCUACAGCUGUUUUGAUCAUCGUGGGAUUUUUCUACAUUUUAAUAACUUUAUCUAUAAAUUGAUGUUAUAGAAUGAAUUCAGUUGUAAAUGAAGCCAAUAUGAAUCCUCCCUUUGGAUUGAAAAUUCUCUUCUCAUGCGCUGAUUGAUUCGUAAAAGGAUCAUUUAAAUUCAUAGAAAAAAAUUGUAAUUGUAAUUGGUGUAAUAUAGAAUAAACUCAUAUCAAUAAAGAUUAUUUUGUAAAUCCGGAAACUGUUUCCAAGUCAAUAAAGAGAUAUUUUUUAUAUGGCUUUUCACAUUUUACCGCCCGCAAUUCUUCUAAAUAUAAAAGCAUUUGAAGGGAAAUCAGGAUAGACACUCUACGACACAGUGAUAAGACUCUCAAGGCUAAGUGUCUCAGCGAAAGUUGUGGGCGCGUGUAUCAUGUCUUUUUUCCCAUUUACCUCUUUAUGAAAAACUAUAAAUACACGGCUUGGGCCGUUUUGCAAAAUGUAUAAUAUGUUGAGGCUUCUCCUGAUCUUCCUCAGUCUCUAAUUGGCUUUCAUUCUCAAAAUAACGCUUUGCUCUGCAGAUCAAAAUGAAGCUUUUCUCUUGCCUGUUGAUUUUCACUGUGAUCAUCUCGAGUGCAUUUUCUCUCGAGUGUUACCUUUGUGGCGAUACAAAUGGCACAGUUUGCGGUGAUGGUUCGGACCUCAGGACCAUGAAGUGCCCGACAGAACAGGAUGUUGAAUGUGUAGAAUUCUCCUAUAAAUCACCUUUUUCAGAUAAAGACACCGCAAUCACCGUCAGAGGCUGCAGUCCAAUUGGUUUCUGCGCAGAGAAGGCUAAAAUCCCAUUCUUAGAUGUCCUGGAUUGUGACACUUGCGAUGAUGAUCUUUGCAAUAGUUCCUUCCAAAUCAAUGCCAAUGCAACGAUCGUCUCGUUGCUGCUCUUAUUCACCACUCUCUUCUUUUCAAAGUUCUUUAAAUAGGUGAUUUUGUACGAUCAGUCUAGAAAUUGCCCAUUAAAUUUCUCUUAAAACACACAAGUAAUUUGAUUCACAACUCGCGAUGUUAGAUUCCUCAGCACUAUGUUGUGUGUAUGACAAAAUGCUGUAUAUAAAGAGGCAUUUAUGUCUGUGUGAUGAGCUAAAAUUAAAAGAUUCACUGUUAAAUAUGUGAUUGAAGAAUUUUAUGGAAUAGCCCAGAGUCUUCAGCCAAGUGACAUAGUUCUCAGAGAAUUGGCACACAUGUUGCCAACUUGUGGGGCGCGAGAGAUCAAUUUUUCAAGAGUUCUGAUCAGACUUUUCAUUGUAGAUCAUCAAUUUAUUGCCCGCAUAAAUCACUGAUAUUUACGCUUAGGAGAAAGAAUAGUUCCUGCUCUCUUCAACCUCUUGAAAUCAACAUUUAUAAAUCUAAUUAUAGAACUUCUAAUAAAAACUCAGCAGAUGAAGCUUAGCCGCUUGCAAAGUAAUCGCUGGAGAAUAUUGUCUGUAGCUCCGCCCUCGUAAAUGUCACGCCUAUUCAAAGGUCCUGCAACGGCAUUUCUCUAUAUAUGUAUGUAAAUGAUUCAAAGCUAGAAAAUUCAAUGCCAAUCGAAGCCUAAGAACUGUCCUUUAUUCCAACAAAUAGCUGAUGAAUGUCCUAUUUUCCCCCUGUUUUAUGUGACUUCCCCCAAAGUUUUAGGGCGUAUAAAGUUAAUUAGACAAUGGAUUUUUCAUACUACACACGAAUGUUCACGCACACAUCUCAAAAGCCACACCAAAAAUGGUUUUACUACACUGUGGGUGUGAGUAUAUACCAUAUAUUUUUUCCCCAUUUCCAUUAUAUGAAAAACUAUUUACUAGUCACGAAUUUACGCGUUCUGCGAAGUGAAUAAUAUGCUUGGGCUUCACUUGUUCUUCUUCAGUCUCUCAUCAGCAUUCAGAUUGUUCCAAUCGUUCAAUUUGCGCAGUGUUCUGAUAUUGGCAAAAUGAAGCUUCUCUGUGGCCUCUUAAUCUGCACGGUUAUCGUCUCAAGUGCAUUCGCCCUCGAGUGUUACUUUUGUGACCCAACAAAUGGCUUAUCGUGCAACGAUGCUGCGAAUUUCAAGACCCUGAAAUGUCCAACAAAUCAAGCCGUUGAAUGUGUAUCAGUUCAUCACAAAUCUGCGAGUGGAACUAAUGUUACUCUCAGAGGCUGCAAUCCAAAGGGAUUCUGCGAACACAAGGAUAAAAUUCCGCUCUUGAAUGUGCUCGAAUGUCACAGUUGCACCAAAGAUUUGUGUAACAACUCCUUCCAACUGAAUGCUAACACAACAAUCAUCUCACUGCUAAUCAUUUCUGUCGCAUUGUUUUACUCAAAGUUGUUUCGUUAGACAAAUCCAAGGAUUUGUGUGAUCAUUUCACAUGUAAAUUUGUCCAAUAAAUGUCUUUAAAUGAUGUAA
This is a messenger RNA of Phlebotomus argentipes, 3915 nucleotides long. Its product is annotated as putative fatty acyl-CoA reductase CG5065. Gene Ontology annotation, cellular component: peroxisome. The record is from RefSeq and is a predicted model, not a curated record. The transcript has 11 exons. Bases 30 to 1577 code for a protein of 515 amino acids. Gene Ontology annotation, molecular function: alcohol-forming very long-chain fatty acyl-CoA reductase (NADP+) activity. Lineage: Eukaryota; Metazoa; Arthropoda; Insecta; Diptera; Psychodidae. Gene Ontology annotation, biological process: long-chain fatty-acyl-CoA metabolic process.